Diaporthe citri is the source of this 1479-nucleotide messenger RNA. RefSeq lists its product as uncharacterized. The coding region runs from base 1 to 1479 and encodes 492 amino acids. Lineage: Eukaryota; Fungi; Ascomycota; Sordariomycetes; Diaporthales; Diaporthaceae. The transcript is spliced from 4 exons. The record is from RefSeq and is a predicted model, not a curated record.
AUGGCUUCCGAAUCCGCAUUUCUCAACCUCCCCAGGGAGCUUCGCGACGACAUCUACCGUUUCUACGUUACGUUCGAGGACGGGCUAGUGUACAAUUUCGCAUACGGAGAAAAUGAAAACCCGAAAUCUCAAAACAUUUUGGAAAACCUGGCCCCGUCCAACAAGAAGGAUCGUAUCGACCUCGCCCUGAGGUCCACAUGCAAGCAAGUCCACAAGGAAACAGAGGGCCUGAUUCUCAAAUUCAACACUAUCACCUUUUCAAAUACACGCAUUUCGAGAAGCAACUCAGACGAGGUGCGCGUCAGGGCAGCUCAUUUUCACUACCUGCGAGUCCCGUUGACAAUGGACGCUGCGGCAUUCCUGUAUUACGAGGACGGCACAGUCGUACGACCGUGUUACAAUAGUACUGUAGUGGAUGAGGUCGUACGUGCUCACCCUUUCAUCGGCCCACUGUUACGCACUCUUCUCAAAAAGGAUACCCACUGGGCUGAGAUCGGCUCGGCUCACAAGGUCCUUCAAGCUCGGCCACACGACCACUGCCCUGAAGAAGGGCCGGGUCCGACUGGAUCAUGGGGGAUGGUACCCUCAGUAAUGCGGAGAGCCAUCAUGCACGCAUUACAGGUUACAACAGACCACGGCUGCUUCAGGACUGGACCAGCUGCUCAGCGGCCCACCUUCCCUCCUCACACGAUGCUGGCUCUGGACUCUGAAUUCCCGGCUUGGAGUAUCCCCUCCGAUGACGACCUCCUCAAACUGUCUCGCGCCUACGCCUGGAAGACAACCGAGUUCUGCGACAAUACUUACUGCCACUCGAGCCCGAUCUUUCAACACCCGAAUCGACACGGUCCCCUACACCAUUCGGUUAAUGAAUUGGACGGUGAUCCGGAAACGCAGUAUCUCUAUUCGAGAACGGAUUCCGAAACGGGCUUCUCAAAUGACACGAUCACCGAUAACCUCGCCCUCUGGAUUAUGGAGGCCGCAGAUCUUGUCGCGGCGGGAAUGCCGGAGAAUUCAUUUACCUUAGUUCUCGACGGAGCACCGGGGAACGACGUUCUUUUGGACGUGUUCAUGAAUUAUAUCCAACGCGAUGCUGCCUGGCAAAGGGCGUGGGAAAUUGCAUCAGAGCGCGCAACUGGAAAGCCCGAGGCCGAGGAGCCCGAGACAGACGAUCAUUUCAUGCACCUGAGGGGCCCCCGCUGCUACCUUUACGAAGGCUUUCCGCAAGUCAUCCGGGACAGUGUCAACCACAGGUCCAAAGUCAUUAAGUGCACAUUCAACCCCGGUCCGCAACUUUGGGACCCCGAGGCGGAAUUGGACAAGUAUCAGCCCAACUCUGCAGAGACAUGGGACAAACUGCGUCACGAGCAUAGUGGAAAGUUCUAUUGGAGACAGCUCGAGCCCCACGAGCGGUUCCCAGACCUUGUCUACAAGAGGGAAGUUCUUCCCUACGAAUCAGGCGAUGAGUACUUUAGUGACUAG